UGACCGCCCUGGUGCCAAGCGUGGCAGAAUUGUAGCAGGACCAAGGGGCCACGGACGCUCAUGGCUUCGCUGGCAAGACGCGCCGGUGGGGAUAGGUUUCGACUGACCAUCGACAAUGGCCUGAAAUUGAUUGUUCUCCAAGAGCGACGGUUCACACGCGAUGCUGCAGUCAAGCUUCCUUCUCUUGGGCUCAAUAGCGACAGGGGUUUUGGCGGCCACGCCGCAUCCCGACUCCCUACCGUCGUACCACUAUGGCGCGCCCAUCGCAGUGGAAUGCAUGAACAGAAGCUCGGAAACCGGCGAACACCUAGAGGGCGCUGACCACGAGCUCCAAUGGAUCCCUUUUCCAGUUUGCAACGAGACCAGCAAACCCCUCGAGUUUCGAUACGGCACUGAAGGCGAAGUGAACUGCACGAUACCCUUUAUUGACGAUCCGUUCUUCCAUCUUCUCGAAUUCUAUGUACACAACGACGCGCCACUAUCCUGCCGGCUGGCUUCGCGACCACCAGCGCACGUCGAGGUCGUAGGCGCAAAGCCCCCCGAGACCGAAUACAUACCCUUAACCUUCGCCUUGGCUGGGACGCUCCAAUCGAGCCACAUGCACAUCAGCACGCACUUGAAUGUCUUGCUGCACAGCAUACCGAAACACCAUACACACCGUCACGACAGUGGGGUUCUCGACUCUGGUAUCGCGUACAGCACCAGCCCGCUGAGCCACAUGGGGGGUUCGUUUACGCGCAAACUUAUCAUCGGCGAUCCGCUUCCUCUGAGCUUCUCUGUGAGGUGGUUCCCGACACCGGCGCUGCCAAAGACGGAGGGAAAGGUCGAGUGGCAAGGACUAGGCGGGCAUAUCUAUGCCAGUACGUUCUUCUACAGCCUCGUUUCCUUCAUCGCGGGUGCUUUGGGAGCUGGCAUGUACACACUUGGGGUUGUCUUGCCCAGGCGUCUCAAAGGGCGGUCAAUGGGCGGAGCCACGCCACUGGGCUACGGUAUCAGCACCGGGGUAGGCAACGGCUGGGGAUAUCAGAAACCUCGCACAGACUAGAUAGUCGGUAUGCGCAUUAGAUGGAGUUGCUCAGUACUAGCGGUUGCCCCAAAACGAUUUGUACGACAUGUCCCUCCUCAUUGGUCUUUGGUUCUAGCUUCGGCAACAGCAAUCCUGUUCAGGAGUCUCUGGUGCAUGUCAAAGGCCAUGAUGAUGGCUAGCGGUGUUAGUUGGGUUGCCUCAACAGAUGAUGGAACACAUACGAAUAACGGCAUAUGGGAGGUACUCGCCCCAAAACAACAUGGUUUUCUGGGCUGGAGUAACCAUCUCAUCACCCAGGGUCAACAGGUAGUAACAGCACGUGGUGCUCCCCAUGCCAGUCACACAUCCAAACAUCAGCCCAGCCAGUUCCUUGGCAGCUUCCGAGGUAGCUCUCCCUCCAGAAAGCUUGUAGACGAGGUACACUGCGAGGGGCAGCUGCACGAAAGCUUCAAUGUACAGAAAGGCCUGGAACCAGGG
Messenger RNA from Emericellopsis atlantica, 1504 nucleotides. RefSeq lists its product as uncharacterized. Bases 161 to 1045 code for a protein of 294 amino acids. The transcript has 2 exons. The record is from RefSeq and is a predicted model, not a curated record. Lineage: Eukaryota; Fungi; Ascomycota; Sordariomycetes; Hypocreales; Bionectriaceae.